UAUGAUGUAAAUAAUCCCUAAAUGAUUCCAGAAAAAUUAUUGGAAAAAAAUAAGAAAGUUUAAAUUACAUUAGAUACUCCCAGAAAUUUCAAAAUGUCUUAAAUUAAUCCCAAAAAAAAAUAUGAAUUGCAAAAUGGAACUAUGUUCUAAAUUACUAGAUAAUAUGGUGUUAAUGAAGAUUACAUUCACAUCUAAGAUCUCUAUAGAGGAAUUAUAAAAAGUGGAGAUUAUAAACUGCCGUUUUAAGUACCAACUAAAUUUGGUAUGAAUUCUAGUUUCUAAUAUCGAAAUUCUGAUGGUAUGAUUUUAUAUCAUAAAUUUAGGAUUAUAAUAAGCUAAAAUCUAAUAUAAAAUCUAUUUAAAAAUAAGUGAUUACUAAUCUAAUUAAGUAAUUAUAUAAAAGAGCAUUCCUGUUUAUAUUAAUAGUAGAUUUAAAUUAGUUGAAUAAAAAAGAGAGAGUGAAGGUAAUAUUGUUUAAUUCUUUUGUGUUCAUCGAGGUAUGAUUGAACUAAGUAUCAGAACUGCAAAGAAUCUUUAUAAGCCUGGAGAAGUUUUAGAAUUAGAAUACAUUUUAAAUACUACUAGAGCUUAAAGAUCAAUAACUAAAGUAGAAGUCAAAUUAAAUCAUUAUCUAAGUUUUACAGAUGAUGAUGAAAAUGAAAGAGUGAUAGAAAAUAACAUAUUAUAUACACAUGAAUUACCUGGAAUUACUGCAGGAAAGAGAAGUGAUAUUUUAAAACAUUCUAUUACAAUUCCUAAUGAUUUAACAGCCACUGUCAAAAUGUAAUUUAUUAAAAAUCAUUACAUCUUAUAAGUAUAAGCAUUUUCAGUAAUAAAAUAAUAUAUAUAUAUAGAAUGGAUUAUUAACUUCAUUAGCUAUUCCAGUUAUAUGUUAAAUUCCAAUAAUUAUAUUAGAGAGAAGAAAAUAAGACAAGCCAAAUCUUGAUGAUUGGAAAUUUAAUAUCUAAUCACAAGAUAAUAAUUCAUUUUACUAAUUUACAUCAUAAUAAUAGUAAUUAUUUAAUUGA
Messenger RNA from Paramecium pentaurelia, 1028 nucleotides. The record is from the annotation of a GenBank genome assembly. Lineage: Eukaryota; Ciliophora; Oligohymenophorea; Peniculida; Parameciidae.